AGAAGCAGCCUGUUUAAAGACAUGUGAAAGCUUUUUUUACUUCUUGUAUACGACAUUUAAGAUAUAAGAGUAGUCUAAUUAGAAAAUCUUUUUGUUUGGAUUCGGAUUAAAGCGAUGGAACCUUCAGGAAUUCCAACCAAAGAGCAAGAAAAAUCUAUGAAGGCAAUGAGGACCUGCCAACGUAUUGGUGGAUGGUAUGGAUUAUGGUCUACUGUCCUAGCUGGAGCAGUAUCAUUUGCUGGACUAACGAUGUUCUGUAGAGAACGUGUUCCUAAAAAAUUUAUACCCAUGAUUACGCUUGGGUGUGCCUCAGGUACAGGGUGGAUGGUUUCUAUUUGGGUUACAAGGUCAUGUCGACUGGAACAGCUAAAGAUGAACCAUGGCUACAACAGCACAAAUGAUGACUCCAUUAGCAAAGAGAAGAAACCACUUAUUCACCAGUAUCAUUCUUCAGAUGAAAGCACUCAAAAGUCUUCAUCUGUUAACAAAUUUGGCGAUGAGGGUUUUUUCCAAGAAAAGAAAUAGCAGCUGCUUGGAAGGAAGACUGAUAGUGACCUAAUGCAACUUGCACUACAAGGUUAUGCAUGGCCAAAAAUUCUGAUGGCAAACUGUAUACAAGUACAUGGAGAGGUUAUUGUCAUUUGGACCCGUAAAUAAAAUAAAGUAAAUAAAUAGGAUUUAACAGUGGAAUUUUAUCCACAUUGGAAUUCUAAUUGCAAUUUAGAAGUUGAGUUUUUGUGGAGGGAGGAAACUGGAGAAACUGAAGAUUAAUUAACCCUUGAAGAGGAGAGAACCAAUAGCAUCUCUACUCAGUCACAUACAACACCAAGUCCUGCAGAACUCAAUCCCUGGUUGCAUUGGUGAGAGGCAAUGCUCACUCCUAUGCUACCUGAGCUUCCCAACUAUUGUGAAGAAACAGAAAAUGCAUGCACGUGCUGUGUGGAUAAUUGGGAAUUGGCAGAACACGAGAGAAGUGUUAGGAGAAUCGACACUUCUCGAGUGUUCUGCCAAUCCUCAAGUGCUUCAUAACUCCACACAGCACAGCAAGCAAGAUUUUUUAUUUUUUUUAUAGAAAUGCUAAGGGUGGGUGCAUGAUGUGUGCAGGAUAUAUUGCUGCCCUAGAAACGUUUUGCAUAUUUAAUCAUGCCUAUAAUGACAUCACACUCAUUAAUGUAUUGGAAAUAUUAACCUUGAUAUCUUCAAUAUGCAUCACUCAAAUCCUAUGAAUUUCUUUUACCAUUGAAAUAUUCACUUUAUGUAGAAUCAAUACUAAAAAAUAUUAAGUUAGGUGUUAAAGGCACUUUAACUAUGUUUUUUGAUUGGAUGAAGUGUUGGGACACAAUGGGAAGCCAUAUCAAUAUUACAACAUGCUAUACCCUGUAAUACUGUACAGUAUUACAGUGUACUGUCUUAUACUGUAGGUUUCCUACUGACAUACGAAAACUGGUCUAUAUAGUAAUGGGAGAACCUAAGGCUGCGUUCAUAAUGUAUGGCAAAGGAGGGGCAGGUGAAAUCUUUAAAUGACAAAAAAUUCUUAAGACCCCACCUUGAAGUCCCCCA
Molecule: messenger RNA, 1560 nt
Organism: Actinia tenebrosa (Australian red waratah sea anemone)
Lineage: Eukaryota; Metazoa; Cnidaria; Anthozoa; Actiniaria; Actiniidae
Source: RefSeq, a predicted model, not a curated record